Messenger RNA from Paecilomyces variotii, 807 nucleotides. Its product is annotated as Metallo-dependent phosphatase-like protein. Bases 1 to 807 code for a protein of 268 amino acids. Gene Ontology annotation, molecular function: hydrolase activity. NCBI's taxonomy places the organism in Eukaryota, Fungi, Ascomycota, Eurotiomycetes, Eurotiales, Thermoascaceae. The transcript has a single exon. The record is from RefSeq and is a predicted model, not a curated record.
AUGGAUGAGAUACAGAUCCAACUCCUAUCAGAUCUCCAUCUGGAGACGCCUUCCGCUUAUGAUAUUUUUACCAUAACCCCUAAAGCGCCAUUCCUGGCACUGCUGGGCGACAUUGGCUAUGUCAAGGACGAUGGAUUCUUCGAUUUCAUUCGCACGCAGUUGCAAAGAUUUCGUGUCGUUUUCCUUGUCCUUGGCAACCAUGAACCGUAUCAUAGUAACUGGACCGAGACGAAGUCGAAAGUGCUCCGUUUCAAGCACGAUGCAGAUCAUAUGUUUCAGGAGGGAGAGAUAACUGGCAAGUUCAUUCUUCUCGACCAGACACGAUUCGAUAUCUCGGCGACUGUCACCAUUCUCGGCUGCACUUUAUUCUCCCAUAUUACCGCGGACCAAGUCGAGAGCGUUAAUUUUGGUCUCAACGAUUUCUAUCACACUGAUGACUGGUCCGUCGAGAAGCAUCAGGAAGCACACGUCGCCGAUCUUACGUGGCUGAAUACAGAAAUCGACUCGAUCUCCCGCUUUGAACCUCAGAGGAAGAUCGUUGUCUUCACCCAUUAUUGUCCUUCCACACAUGAGAAUGCGAUUGACCCGCGGCAUCGAAACAGCCGUAUUUCCUCCGGAUUCAUGACCGAUCUAAAGAUGGAACAAUGCUGGCAACGCAACAAUGUCAAACUGUGGGCCUUUGGACACACGCAUUUUAACUGUGACUUUCAAGACGCUGAAACCGGCAAAAGGGUGGUGUCGAACCAAAGAGGGUAUUACUUCGCACAAGCUGCAGGAUUUAACAGUGAAAUGGUCGUCCGAAUCUAG